Molecule: messenger RNA, 2025 nt
Organism: Taeniopygia guttata (zebra finch)
Lineage: Eukaryota; Metazoa; Chordata; Aves; Passeriformes; Estrildidae
Source: RefSeq, a predicted model, not a curated record
GGGGCGGGCCCGGGCAGCGGCGGAGGUGCGGGAGCAGCGGCAGGAUGGCAGGGCACGGUGCUGUGCCCUCGUCCUGCGACUGCUUCGUGGCACUGCCACCGCACACGGCGUCCCCCGCCGUCAUCUUCGGCAAGAACGCGGAUCGGCCCCGCGACGAGGUGCAGGAGAUCGUCUAUGUCCCCGCGGCCACCCACCGCCCUGGGGACAAGGUCCAGUGCACAUACCUGGAGAUCGAGCAGGCAGAGCACACCCACGCCGUGGUGCUGAGCCGCCCCGCGUGGCUCUGGGGCGCCGAGAUGGGCGCCAACGACUGCGGCGUCUGCGUGGGCAACGAGGGCGUGUGGACCCGCGAGCCCGUGGGCGAGGCCGAGGCGCUGCUGGGCAUGGACCUGGUCAGGCUGGGUUUGGAGCGGGGUGGCACGGCCCGGGAGGCCCUGGAGGUGAUGACGGCGCUGCUGGAGCGCCACGGCCAAGGCGGGAGCUGCAAGGAGGAGCCGGUGCCCUUCGUGUACCACAACACCUUCCUGCUGGCCGACCGCAGCGAGGCCUGGCUGCUGGAGACCGCCGGGCGCUUCUGGGCGGCACAGCGCAUCCGCGAGGGCAGCCGCAACAUCUCCAACCAGCUGAGCAUCGGCACCGAGAUCACGGCCGAGCACCCGGGGCUGCGGGAGCGGGCGCGCAGCCGGGGCUGGUGGAGCGGCAGCGGCCAGUUCAGCUUCGCCCGCGCCUUCUCCCUGCCCGAGCAGCCCCCGCGCAUGCAGGCGGCCAGGGCGCGGCUGCACGGGGGCAGGGAGCUGCUGCGGCUGCAUGCAGGUCACAUCACGGCGGAGACGCUGAUGUCCAUCCUGCGGGACAAGGGCAGCGGGAUCUGCGUGGACGAGGAGGGGUUCCGCACAGCGGGCAGCAUGGUGUCCGUGCUGCCCCGCGACCCCGCCCUGCCCUGCGUCCACUUCUUCACCGCCACCCCGGACCCCUCCAGGUCUGUCUUCAAGCCCUUCGUGUUCGUGGCCGGGAUCAAGGCGGCGCCGCAGGUGAGAUCCCUCGAGUUCCUGCAGGAUCCCGCCAAGCAGAUCCCGAGGUUCCAGAGCUCCGUGGAUCGGCGGCACGAGCUGUACCGCCGGCAUCAGGCGGCGCUGGAGCUCAUGGAGCGGGACCGGGUACUGCAGACCCCACAGACCCCACAGAUCCCACAGACCCAAAGGUCCCACAGAUCCCACAGACCCCACAGACCCCACAGAACCCACAGACCCAAAGGUCCCACAGAUCCCACAGAUCCUGCAGGUCCCACAGACCCCACAGACCCUGCAGGUCCCACAGACCCCACAGAUCCCACAGACCCUACAGAUCCCACAGACCCAAAGGUCCCACAGAUCCCACAGAUCCCACAGAUCCUGCAGGUCCCACAGACCUCACAGACCUCACAGACCCCACAGAUCCCGCAGACCUUGCAGGUCCCACAGAUCCCACAGACCCUGCAGAACCCACAGAUCCCACAGAUCCCACAGACCCCACAGACCCCACAGAUCCCGCAGACCUUGCAGGUCCCACAGAUCCCACAGACCCUGCAGAUCCCACAGAUCCCACAUGUCCCACAGACCCCACACACCCUGCAGAUCCCACAGAUCCCACAUGUCCCACAGACCCCACACACCCUGCAGAUCCCACAGACCCUGCAGAACCCACAGACCCCACAGAUCCCACAGAUCUGCAGAUCCCACAGACCCUGCAGGUCCCACAGAUCCCACAGACCUGCAGAACCCACAGACCCUGCAGGUCCCACAGACCCCACAGAACCCACAGACCCUGCAGGUCCCACAGACCCCACAGACCCCACAGACCCCACAGAUCCCACAGACCUUGCAGACCCCACAGAUCCCACAGACCCACAGAUCUCACUGACCCUUCCCCACCCUGCAAUGGGAUCACACUCUGAGCUCUGAUCCCCCCUGCAAUGGGAUCACACUCUGAUCUCUCUGAUCCCACCCGGGCUGGAUCCGACCCCCUGAGCUCUGUGACCCCCCGAUC